Motacilla alba alba is the source of this 1861-nucleotide messenger RNA. It is a transcript of the gene TIPIN, whose product is annotated as TIMELESS interacting protein. The record is from RefSeq and is a predicted model, not a curated record. NCBI's taxonomy places the organism in Eukaryota, Metazoa, Chordata, Aves, Passeriformes, Motacillidae. Gene Ontology annotation, biological process: replication fork processing; replication fork arrest; DNA replication checkpoint signaling. Gene Ontology annotation, molecular function: DNA binding. The coding region runs from base 548 to 1387 and encodes 279 amino acids. The transcript has 8 exons. Gene Ontology annotation, cellular component: replication fork protection complex; nucleus.
GCGGGGGGCGGCCCCGGCCCCUCAGCCCGGCCCGCGAUCGCUCGCGGCGGGAGCCGCUGCGGAGCCGCUCCCGAAACAGCGACAGAGCCUGGGCUGCCUCAGCCCAGCCCGGCCCAGCCCCGCUCCAGAGAGCGCUCCCGAAACAGCUACAGAGCCUGGGCUGCACCGCCUCAGCCCAGCCCAGCCCCGCUCCGGAGAGCGCUCCUGAAACAGCAACAGAGCCUGGGCUGCACCGCCUCAGCCCAGCCCAGCCCCGCUCCAGAGAGCGCUCCUGAAGCAGGGGAACAGAGCCUGCACCGCCUCAGCCCAGCCCAGCCCAGCCCCGGAGAGCGCUCCUGAAGCAGGGGAACAGAGCCUGCACCGCCUCAGCCCAGCCCAGCCCAGCCCCGGAGAGCGCUCCUGAAGCAGGGGAACAGAGCCUGCACCGCCUCAGCCCAGCCCGCUCCGGCCGGCUCCGGGUCAGCUUCACUGAGGAGCCGGAAAGCGGCCUCCUCCUCCUCCAGACCGCGUUUCGGAGUGGGAGGGGAAAAAAGGGCUCUUUGUGGCAAUGCUAGAUCCUUUAGAGAACAACUUGUUUGAUCUUCCUGAUUAUGAGAACACAGAAGAUGAAACAUUCCCACCUCUUCCACCUCCUGCCUCUCCAGGAAGAGACGAUGCAGAAUGGGCUCAGGCUAAUGGAGAUCCAGAUGGAAACCAGCAGUCCCAAACAAAGGAUUCUGCUGUGACCACACAGAAGGCAGUUAAAAGACCAAGGCCUAAAUUAGAUGCCCAAAGGUUAAUUUCAGAAAGAGGGCUCCCAGCUCUGAGACACAUGUUUGACAACGUCAAGUUCAAGGGCAAAGGGCACGAGGCAGAGGACCUGAAGACACUGAUACAGCAUAUGGAGCACUGGGCUCACAGACUGUUCCCACAGCUGCAGUUCGAGGAUUUUAUUGACGUAGUGGAGUCUUUGGGAAACAAAAAGGAAGUUCAGACCUGCCUCAAGCGGAUUAGACUUGAUCUUCCCAUUUUACAUGAAGACUUCAAAUAUAAUGAAGAAGGAGAAGGGGAAAGCAACGGGCUGGCUGCAGCUGCUGAAGAUGCACAGGCCCACUCUGGCAGCGCGGAAGAGCUGCAUUCCCUGCCUGGGCUGAGUCUGACAGAGGAGCAGCAGGAGCGGAUGAAGAAGAACCGGCAGCUGGCCCUGGAGCGGAGGCAGGCGCGGCUGCAGGGCCUCAGCCAGUCCCAGCACCAGGAGCUCCCCAGCAGUUACUCAGAAGAGGAGUUUGACAGCCCAGUUGCUCAGGAUCCCCCUGACCUUACUGAAGACACUCAGGUUCCUGCAGGCAAGGAUGCUCCCACAGAAGAUGGAGAUGAGGAAUUGGGCUGUGCCAGGGAAGAGCAGUAGCUCCCCCACACCAUGAAUGCCUUCCUCGACCAAAAGAGCCCCCUGCUUUAAGUACUGUCCUUGUACUGAAAUGUUGCUGGCUCUUGGCACUCCAGAAGCUUCUGGGAAGUCUUUCCCACGGCAUCACUGAAGGACAGAACUCUUCCCUGGAGGCUGCAGGGGAGCAGCUCUGUACACCAGGAAACAGAACAAAGUUCUUCAGCUGCACUUGAGCCAUCUUUUCCACCUCCCAAAACGUUUUUUAGGAAAUGUUUAUGAGUUAUUGGACCUACUUUGAAUAUAGUUUAUCGUUUAUGUUAAACUGAAUGAACUGGGAUGUUGACGGAUUAAAUUGCUAUUAAAGGUGUGUUUGGGGUUUUUUAACAGGUCUUUUAACAGGGGUACUGGAUAUUUUUUUAAACUGCUUAUCCAUUACUUAUUACAUAUUUUUCAUAUAAAAUAGAAGCUAUUAAAUUUCAGAAGUCAAACCUGAAA